Molecule: messenger RNA, 534 nt
Organism: Eufriesea mexicana
Lineage: Eukaryota; Metazoa; Arthropoda; Insecta; Hymenoptera; Apidae
Gene: CPR11
Product: cuticular protein 11
Exons: 4
Coding region: 1-534 (177 amino acids)
Cellular component (GO): extracellular matrix
Source: RefSeq, a predicted model, not a curated record
AUGGCGCUGAUCCAGAGUGCGGUCAUCCUUGCCCUGAUCUCGAUCAGCUUUGCUCAUCCAAAAAUUUAUCACGAAGACAACGAAGAAGCCGGUAGCAUAGACAGAGCUGGACAUGGCGGUGGCGGAGGUGGUGGUGGUGGUGGUGGCGGUGGUCAUGGUCAUGGCCAUGCGUAUUCCUUCCAUCACUUUUCUGGGCCUGUAGAAGGCCAUCACGAAGAGGUCAGCUGGAAAGACAAACACGGACACGUCCACCACGACUACAGGGCUCAUCCCAAGUAUAAGUUUGCUUACGGUGUGGACGACAAACACACGAAAGACUAUCAUGGACAAAAGGAACAUCGCGAUGGUCAAAAAGUGGUGGGUGAGUACAGCUUUAAAGAACCAGGCGGUAACGUAAGAAUUGUGAAAUAUCACGCCGAUCCACACGGUGGAUUUUUCGCUGACGUUCACAAUUCCGAUGGUAACAAUCACGAGGGUGGGACUUAUGGUGGACAUAAUGGACACGAGGGUAUUGGGGCUGGAUGGAUCGGCUAA